Cottoperca gobio is the source of this 1312-nucleotide messenger RNA. RefSeq names its product membrane-spanning 4-domains subfamily A member 15-like. Gene Ontology annotation, cellular component: membrane. The transcript is spliced from 7 exons. The record is from RefSeq and is a predicted model, not a curated record. Lineage: Eukaryota; Metazoa; Chordata; Actinopteri; Perciformes; Bovichtidae. The coding region runs from base 172 to 921 and encodes 249 amino acids.
UGUAUGUCAGCAAAGGGUUAAGUUUGUUCCCAGAUGAGGGAGGUACUUCUGGUAACAGGUCGGUACUUCCUGAUCUUCCAACUGCGCAACAACCAGCAGCAGCCAGACUAGACAGCUGGAGAACACUCGUUAGAUUUGUAUCAACACAAACAGUGUACAGGAGCAGGCAGGAUGGCUGUGACCAUGACCAAGGCUGAGGGCAUCACUGUGCUCACUUUGAGCUCUGAUCCCCAAAGUGUUUGUCCUCCUCUGUGCCAAAUCUUCAAAAGCCUUUGCUACAGCCCCGUGUGCUGCUCCGUGUCUCAGCACCUGAGGGGCGUCCAGAGAACUUCUCAGUCAGUACUGGGGUCUCUGCAGAUUAUGGUUGGGUUGCUCAACAUCGGCAUUGGAGCGAUCCUCUGUAGCAUGCACGGUGUUGGCAUGUAUAUGUUGAGGGACACCGCAUUUCCUUUUUGGUUGGGAGGAUUGUUUAUGUUGUUUGGCAUCGUUGGCAUUUUGUCUGAGAAGUACCCCAGUCCAUGUCUGGUCAUGAUCAACGUGAUUCUGAAUCUAGUCGGAGUUGCUUUUGCCAUCACAGCCAUCGUACUCUACAGCAUCAAUAUGGGAAACAUCGGCAUGUGGUAUAUGUGUAACAAUCGCUAUUCUGAUUACAAUUGGCGCUACGGAACCACAACUCCAUCUCCUGGGUCGGACAUCAUGAUGGAGAAAUGCUUGGAGGGCAAAGCUCUGAUCCUGAUGCUUGUAAGAAGCAUGAAUGCUCUGAUGAUUGUCCUGUCCGUCAUGGAGCUCUGCCUCGUCAUCAGCUCUGCCGUCUUGUCGAUCAAGGCUCUGAGGAGGAGGACAAGUGAGAACGGAGAAAACAAGAUUGGUGACUCAGAACUCUACACACCACUGCUGGAGACCAGUAACCCCACAGCCUAGAUACACAUCUGUGCUUUCUGCUCUGUUACCAUGUAAUAUAAUCCUGUGACGUAAUAUCAUUGACCUUAUGUACUGUAACGUCAGUGAUUUACUUAUAUUCAGCUAGGUACAGUGGCUGCCAAACUCCUUGCUCUUUUCCUACAAGGGUUGCUUAAAAUGAUUGCACUUUAGAGUAUUUUUGGUAAUACUUUCUAAUAAAUUGUAUAUGCUGCUGUCCAUUUCCUUCUAUGCUGAUGUUGUUUUUAUAAUAGUACCCGUUGAUUAUGAUUUUCUAUCUAAUAAUUUGCCUUAGGGUCAGCUUAGAGGUAAAAGGGUUUUUGUUUUCUAUUUUACAAUAUAAGUCAUGUUAAAACAAUAAAGGCAUCAAAACUGUUGACUGUUCAAAUCAAAA